Messenger RNA from Mucor velutinosus, 2181 nucleotides. RefSeq lists its product as uncharacterized. Bases 1 to 2181 code for a protein of 726 amino acids. NCBI's taxonomy places the organism in Eukaryota, Fungi, Mucoromycota, Mucoromycetes, Mucorales, Mucoraceae. The record is from RefSeq and is a predicted model, not a curated record. The transcript is spliced from 6 exons.
AUGUCAGAUAACGAACAAGGAUUAUCAGCGACGACGACAGUUAUCCGCUACACAAAAGAAGUAAUGAUAGGCUUGCAUGAUAGCCCACUUGUACAGAAACCAGAGGAGAUGCCCUCUUUAUUAACUUGGUUUGGUGAGGAUCCUGAUUCACCAGCAUGUAAAAAUAUCUUGAAUAGCUCAAUUGUUACCCGUACACCUACUGAUAAAAGCAUAAUUCUCGGCCCCACAAAGACAAACUUUGCCUCUUCGCUAUACGGAGGCUUGAAGAGAACAGACGAAGGUCCAAACACGUCCAAACCCCCACAAUCCAACUCAUCAAGACAUAACCAUAGACAACUGGAUGAGAGAUCGAAUAACACUGGAAUUAAAGAAUAUCGUUCACCUCGUGGUCCUUCAUAUAUGGGAGAAAAGGGAUUUUCACACAGAACCGACAACAGCAAAUCAUCAUCCGACAGAAAAUUCAUGGGAUCAUCGCCACCACCACACAACAAUAAGCGCUACAACAACAAUGAGCGAAUAAACGAUAUGAAGAACGGUAGCAAUGGUAGACGAGAAUAUUUGCAUAGCAAUGCCAGCAGCAAUCACAAUCGCCUGAAUGGUCGUUCAAACAACACCAAUACCAGCAAUCAUCACAACAACAAUAACAAUCACAGCUAUCAAGAUGCUGAUUCUGAAAGAGUGCCCGAAUGGAUGGAUUACACACCUGAAGUUGAAAUCGAGGCCAAAGAUGAGGAUAUUCAGGCGCAAUUCGCGAAUGAUUUGGAGGCAUGGAAGACCAACAUGAAGAAGAAAGACGGCAUCAACGAGCAUCCUGUCGUUGCUAAACCAGAAAAGAAGGUGGAAGAGUCCUUGGAAGCAUUGUCAAUGGAGCCCAAGCAAGUAGACCCUCUUUCUUUCUUUGAAGGGACGUCUUCUGAGCAGCCUCGUCGUGAGCAAAAGGGUGGCUCUCGUUUCGCUAAAUUCUUUGCAAAGCGUGAGGAGCCCAUGACAACUGCUGUAGUUGAAGCACCUGUACAACCUCAGGAAUCCACAAGCACGCAGCCUCGUUCCAUCAGCUUGAAUGAUCUGUUCCAAGGUUCACCUCAGCCUGCAGCAACAACAACAGCAGCAGCACCAGCACCAGCCCAAGCAGCCGCAUCACCCUCAGCAAACCAGUUUAAGCAACACCACCAGCACCAAGCCCCUCUUCCACAACAUUUGCAGCAACUGCAGAUGCAACAACAACAAUUGCAUCAGCAACAGCAGCAGCAAAACGUGCGAGUAUUCUCAGAGGAAGACAUCUUGAAGUCAUUGGGCGCUAAAAAGGCAAACAGUGAGCCCAAAGGCAAUCAAAACGAAGACGCCAUGGGAUUCAAUCGUGUGCUUCAAAUUCUAUCUCAACCCAAACCCUCAUUACCACAUAACAACAACAGCAGCGAAGAUGAUUUGCAAGGCUCUUCACCCAGAGUGAAUAAGGGAUCACCAUUGAUGACUGGCUCACCUUUUGAAAACAAACCCUCCUCCUCUACCUCUUCAGUCUCAAAUCGAUUUGGUAACAACCUGCCUACAUCUGUGCUUCGUCAAAUGAGUGCGAGAUCAUCAGAAGGCAGAUCACCUUCAUUGCAAUCCACGAAAUCCACGCCACCCAUUUCAAAUACGCGCUAUUCGCCUGCUGCCAUGAAGCAGCAUUUACCUCCUCACAUUCAACAGCAACAACAACAACAGCAACAACAGCAACAGCAACAGCAACCACAGCAUGCUCAGAUGCCCAAUGGUAUCCCAUUACCACCACAGUAUUUCGCUUAUCAACAGCCUCCUUACUCGCCUCAACCACCCAUGAUGGAUCAUCGUGCUUUUGAGCAGCUUGUGCAAUUCAAUAACGGUGAUAUGCCUCCUCCUCCACCUAGGGGCAUGCCUCCACCCCACCUGAGAAACGGCAGCAAUUCUGAUUAUUUGCCUCCUCAUAUGAUGAUGCCUCCUCUUUUACCACCAGGACAACGACCCAUGAUGACGCCCCCCCCUCAUUUCAAUCAGCAACAAAUGCUUCACAUGCAACAAGGACAGCCCAGAUUUCCUUUGCAGCAGCAACAACAGCAGCAGCAGCAGCCACAGCCACAGCAACAGCCAAUGCCACCUCAUAUUAUGGCCAAUGGCAUGCCACCUCAAAUGUUUGGAAAGAACCAAGGUUGGGAGCGUCAGUAA